GACGCUUGUCGGGAGUUUGGACAAGCGGAGGGAGCAAAAUGGCGGACGAAGAUAUUACGCUUGAUGGGAAACCUCUACAAUCGCUCAGAGUGGCCGAUUUAAAGGCGGCUCUGGAGCAAAGAAACCUCCCGAAAAGCGGGCAAAAAAACGCACUCAUGAAGCGACUGAAAGGGGCGCUGAUGUUGGAGAAUCUUCAGAAGUCAUCCUCCUCCCACAGUGGGCUGCAGCCCAACUCACAGAUUGGCGAGGAGAUGAGCCAGAAUAGCUUCAUAAAACAGUACCUGGCCAAACAGCAGGAGCUACUCCGUCAGAGGCUGGAGAGAGAGGCCCAGCAGGACGAUGAGGCAGAAGAAAGCCCAGCAGUGCCUGAAGAGGAUGACGACCACUCUGAGGACAACGACAGCUCCCCCUUUGUUCGUGACAAGCAUCACUCCAUACCCUCUCAGGCCUCAAUGAUGAGGGAGGAAAAAGGAGGAGGAGAUGCAAUGAUGGGUCAUGCAAUGAUGGCGAGUGGUGCCAACAUGGGCCCGUCAGCUACCCUCCACCCUCAGGAGUCCCUCGAGGCUCCGGGUGCUUGGAUGCAGCGGGCAGCCUUUCUUCAAGGACAUAAAGAGCCACCGGCACCCUCUCCUCCUCGUGCCGUAGCCUCCCUGUCCGUGCGCGUCCUGGGCCAGCCGGACCGCCAGGGGCUGCCCCCUGUGGUACCAAGAGCCCAGGAAAAAGAGGGCACCGCACCCAGUGAGCCCGGAUCAGCUCAUCCUGUCCUACAUCUAAGCCGAUCUGCAGGAGUCUCAGCAGGAGGUCGCGCCCAUGAGGACGACGAUGAAGAAGACAGUGGAGAUGACGAAAGCGAGGACGACGAUGAAUGGGGGCCCGGGCCCGGAGGGGUACGAAGGGGUAACAGAGUGCCACCCCAGCCGCAGCAGAUGCCCCCCAGUGUCCCGUCAACAGCUGCCAGAUCAAAACGCAAGCUUCAGCCUCCGCAGCACAUCCCGCCUCCUCAGGUACACCACACCCCAAUGCAACUGCGCCACCCAACUCCUCCUCCCUCUCCACCCCCCGACCUGUUCCCUCUCCCCGACACUCCAAAGCAGAGCCCACAAGACGCAGAGGAGAGAGAAGGCCCUGAAGCUGCUCGUGGUCCAAGGGGGGUGUCUCUCCCGCCUUCCUCCCUGCAGAGGCAAGACUCUGACUCCAGCUCUCGUUCCAGCAGUCCUGAGCCAUCCAUGAAUAGAAAGCCAGGGCCUCUUUCUUUGCUCGUACACAAGAUGGAGACAGAGAGGGCUUUUGCCUCAGCUGCAGGUGUUUCAGGAGAGACGGCACACUCUACGGCUGGGCCUACCUGUUCCACUGAAUCUCCACUGCAAAGACUGGAGAGAAAGAGGCUUCAAGAGAACAGGGAGAAGGAGGAAGAGAGGGAAAGGCACGAGGUGCAAGACCAAGAAAGAAGGAAGAUAGAACAGGAGCGAGCGAAAAAGCGCCUGGAGGAAGAGAAGGAGAAAGAGAGCAAACACCUGGAAGAGGAGAAACAGCGUCAGAAAGAGGAGCGAGAUAGAAAGAGAAAACAUCUUGAAGAGGAAAAGGAGAGGAAACACCAGGAAGAGGAAAAAGAAAAAGAGAGGAAGCGCCAGGAAGAGGAAAAAGUGAGGAAACGCCAGGAAGAGGAAAAAGAAAAAGAGAGGAAACACCAGGAAGAGGAAAAAGUGAGGAAACGCCAGGAAGAGGAAAAAGAAAAAGAGAGGAAACACCAGGAAGAGGAAAAAGAAAAAGUGAGGAAACGCCAGGAAGAGGAAAAAGAAAAAGUGAGGAAACGCCUGGAAGAGGAAAAAGAGGAACGCCAGGAAGAGGAAAAAGAAAAAGUGAGGAAACGCCAGGAAGAGGAAAAAGAAAAAGAGAGGAAACGCCUGGAAGAGCAGAAGAGAAAAGAAGAGCACCAGAGACAGGAGGCCGGCCACAAAGGCAGGGUGGUUGUGAUUCAGGAUUCUUCAUCAGAUUCCGACUCCAAUUCCGACUCCUCUUCCCGCUCAUCACAGUCCUCUUCCUCUUCCAGAGAGAAACCACGCCCCUCAAAGCAGCCGAAGGUCAACAGACCAAGCCGUGCAGCAGAGGAUGAUAGAAAGACUGUCCUGGUAAAAGAGGCAGAGAAACGACAUCUGUCAAACAGGGAGGUGGCGGAGCCCAGCGCAGCCGCCGUCACAGAGGUGGAAGCAGACUCGGAAAGCUCCAUGGCCCAGCAGCCGCCCGCCGGGGCCGAGCCAGAGAACAGCGAGGGCCUCUUGGAGGAGAGCACCACUCCUAAGGCUUUCACCGCACGCAAGAUCUCCCUGACAAGCAGUAAAUCGUCCCCAGCCGCCACAGAUGGAGGAGCAGGAGAGUCUGAGUCCGGAGCUGCAGCAGGGCGGAAGAGGAGGUGGGGCUCCAGCACAUCAGUGACGACUAAGAAACCAUCCAUCAGCAUCACCACCGACUCACUGAAGUCUUUGAUCCCAGACAUCAAAAUAAACCAGGAGGCGGUGGUGGCGCUGCACCCUGAGGAGCUUCAGCUGUCUGGGGACGAGGAGAGUCUGGACACAAGCCGAGCUGAUGAGGACCAAGGCCUGAAGAUCCGACGCACCGUCACACAGGUUGUCCAAGGUAACAGUCAGGAAAAUGGACAGACAAAUGAAGAGGAGGAAGUGGAGAAGACGGAGAAGGAAGUCGUAAGACGGACUUCCAGGGACAAAAGGAAGAGCAGUGUUUCUGAGGAAUCCAUGGAAGUGCAGACAUCUGUGAAGCUCGAAGGAGACGAACAGAAAGUCACCCCGAGCGACAGCCUGGUGCGUCGCUCCAUCAGUCAACAGAAGUCUGGAGUGUCAAUCACCAUUGACGACCCCGUCCGCACAAACAGGCAGCCGUCGCCGCCUCAUGGCAAAGUCUCAAACAUCAUCCAUGUGACCAACCUGGUACGACCUUUCACUUUGGGCCAACUCAAAGAGCUUCUGAACAGGACGGGCAGCUUGCUGGAGGAGGGCUUCUGGAUCGACAAAAUCAAGUCUCACUGCUUUGUCACAUACGCUACAACAGAGGAGGCGGUCGCCACCAGAGCUGCUCUCCACGGCUUCAAAUGGCCUCAGAGUAACCCCAAAGUCCUCGGCGUUGACUUCUGUGAGCAGGAUGAGCUCGAUUUUCACAAAGGAAUCCUGAAACCAGAAAAGGAGGCGGACCCCGUCCCCCAAACAGGAGCUGCUCAGCCCCGGCUGCCCCCUCUGAUGCCCGAGCGAGACAGGAACAGAGAGCGAGACCGCGACAGCAAUCGCGACAGGGAGCGCGAACGAGACCGGGAGCGGGGCGCCACUGCUGGAGGAGUAGGAGUGGUGAGGGACCUGUGGGCGGAGCGAGAGAGAGAGAUGGAGCGGCGGGAAAGAGCCCGUGGUGAACGGGAAUGGGACAGGGAUAAGAUCCGGGAAUUUGCGCGACCGGGUGAGGAAGAACAUCGAUCCCGAUCCCGAGAGAGAGAGAGGAGGAGGAGAGAGAGGAACAAGAGCAAGGAGAGGAAGACCGACAAGAAAGAGAAAGGAGAUGAGCCUCCUGCCAAACUGCUGGACGACUUGUUCCUGAAGACCAAAGCAGCUCCAUGUAUAUACUGGCUCCCGCUCACUGAGGAGCAGGUGGCGCAGAGGCUUCUGGACCGCACACAGCGCCAGAAGGAGCGGGAACAACGGCGCAAGGAACAAGAGGAGGAGGACAAGAAGCGAGAGGAGGAGGAGAAGAAGGAGAGGCUGAAGGUCAGGGAGAAGGACAGCAGCACAACGGCGAGUGGGGGAGCAGGAGGAGGAGGAGGAGGAGGAGGAGGAGGAGGAGGAGGGGGAGGAGCUGGGCGAGGAGCUGACGUAGAUAGAGGGAGGGAGCGCGGCCGAGACAGGGAGGGGGACAAGAGGAGGGACAGCGGCCACCGACCCAGACGGCCAUCGGCAGGCGCGGGAAACGGACGACGCUCUCGUAGCCGAAGCAACACAAGGGAUAGACGUCGCUGAGGGAAAGAUGAAGGGACAAGAAGGAAACUGCAGACAAAGAAUUUUGUGGAGACACAUUUCUCUUUUUUUUUUCUCCAUGAGUUGUCCCCCCCUCGCUGCCUGUCCCCCGUGCUUUUAAAUCGUCCACUUUUGACGCCGGCGUUGUCUUCCAGACCGCUCUGCCAUUUUUUUUCCCCUCCCCAAAAUGUUUCAAACAUGUUUAAAGGUUAAACGACGGUUCACGUAGAGCCCACCCUUCUGUUCUCUUCCUGUCUUCCACAAUUUUGAAGUGGGCCCUGCUCCUCCUCCUCCUCAUCUCAGUGUAGUGCUGUGAAGUCGCCUCUGUGUCAGAAAAGCAGCACAGAGGUUCUGCGGGUUUUUUGUCGCUGAGGUUUGGGAGCCCGCCUCUUUAUUUUAGUUCUGCGGGCACACAGUUCCUUCCUCCUCCUGAGCCCUGUAAUAAAACCAGUUCAAAAAUAGAUCCCCAACCUUCAAAUAUUUUCUAGGAUCAGUUUUAGUGUUCUACUCUUCAGCACUGACUUCUUCUUUUUUAUAUAUAUAUAAACAUUCAACUCAAGUGUGUGAAACUGAGGAAAGUUGUUUUGUUUUGAAGCUUUAUGAAUCGUGUUAGUUUUUUUUUUUUUUUUUUUCAGCCUUGGAAGGUUGUUUGAUGUCCCACAAAGAUACAACUCAACACUGUAACGUAGCAAAGUGUGCGGCAGCCCGAGUUCACGGUCGGUGGAUGUUUGUGGAAAGGACAUGAAAUUCUUGUUCGGUGAAGUUUAUUCUGUAAUAAGUUUUGGGAAGCUGACCUUCCCUGCACUGACCCUUCAAUCAAAUAUAAUUAAGAGGAGGUACACAUAGAAAUGUACCUAAUAAUAAAAGUAAAGGUUAGAAUUUUAAUAUCUUUAAUUUGAUGUUUUUAGUUGAAACAGUUAUUUUGUUGCGUUUUUUUUCCCCCUCCUCCUGUAAGUGCUGAAUGUACCGAGAAUUUAAAAACAUGAAUAAAUUUAAAUUGCUUAACAGCU
This is a messenger RNA of Labrus bergylta (ballan wrasse), 5020 nucleotides long. The record is from RefSeq and is a predicted model, not a curated record. Lineage: Eukaryota; Metazoa; Chordata; Actinopteri; Labriformes; Labridae.